GUCAGAGCUGUGGUUAAAGCAGCUGUUGGCUAGAGGGUCUCAUCAGCACUGAAUGUGCACGGCAGCCCCUGUAUUUAUGGGUGUGAUUAUUUCUCCCUGUUUUACAGUAGCACUCGAGGGCAGUAACAGAGAUCGAUGUCGGCUGUGCUGGCACAGGAGGGGCUGAUUUUGCUCUCGAGGAGGUGCUGAUCAGUGUUGGAAAGGCAUGGAGAGGGGGACAGCAGGCACAGCUCAUCCUUAAGGUCUCACAACAGGCUCGUGAGGGCUUUGCCUCGCAGCCUUGCUGCCCCAGGCAGUGCAAUCCCUGCAGAGAGCUCCCUGCUCCUGUGAUGGGAUCUGGGGAACCUUGUCUUGUGUUCUGCUCAGGCAGAGCCCUCUGCAAGGCUGUGGCAGCCCCGUCCACCUUCUCUGCCCCCUGUGCCAGGUGGCACGAAGGACAGCACGCCUCACUGUGCCCACUACAGUGAUCCUAUGUGCAACACUUAACCCAGCUCCCGCUCCCUUGGAGGUGGAAGAAGAGAUUAAGAGCAGAAAAUAUCCACCCUGAAGGACUUAGAGAGCUGUAAUGGCAUUAGGAAUUGGGGUUAGUCCUCCCCACCUUUGCCCACGCGGUGGUGGGUGGAACCCUCUGGUUGGAAGCGGGGGAGUGAGAAGGGGGGCAUUGAGUUUGAAACAGAAAAUCCCCACUGGGCACAGAGGUUCCUCCUCUGGAGCGGGUCAGAAAGGGGAAGAAGCGCAGGGUGGCACUGGGAAGCGGCUGUCAGCACGCUUCCUCCUCCUGCCUGUGUCUGGGGCACGGGGCUCGCUCUCAGCACCGCUACAUUUGGUUGCCCUUCACCUUCUGAAGGUGGCAGAGCGAUUCCCAGCGGCUCCUGCCCCUGCCUCUCCACGAGGGAGGCGAUUCCUUCUUGUUUCCUGCCCCGGGGAGGAUGUAAGCAAAGCAGAAGAGAUGUUUCUUCACAAGCCAGGGGAGCCUUGAUGUCACGCAGCAGGGUUUAUUGGGGCGUGAGCAGGGGCAGGAACCCUCCCACACCGGGGGCGAAGGCAGCCCCGAGAGCUUCCAGGCGAGAAGGAGCUGCCCGGGGAGGAACACGGAGCUUUCCCCUUUGAUGUGUGCAAGGAGAGGACGCGUUUGGCUUCCUCUCAAAGCUGGGGCUCCCGGCGCUUGGCAAGCAUUGUGGCUGCCGAGCCAGCAGCUCCCAGGCACGUGGAACCGGAGCCUCUGCGCCCCGAUGGGUGACGUCCUCCCGCUGCCACCCAACGGGUCACGCUGGCACCCAGCACCCUGCGCCGUCCCCAUGAGCGGUGGCGAUGCCCCUGGCACCGGGCAGAGCACUCGGAGCCACGCCACCAAACCGGGAGCUGGGAAAGAGCAGACAGGAGGGGCCUCCUGCCAUUUCAAAGUCACUUUUGUUCCUAAAAUUGAAUGCGGUCGAAGGAGAAAACACCAACCCCUGGAGCAGGUUCCAGAAUAAAUAGAUGGGUUUUGCUUCGCCUCUGCGCUCUUGCGCCGAGAACGGCAGCGUGGGGGAAGACCACAGGGAAGAGCGGUGAAAGAGCCUCGUACUCCACGUUUGGAAGAGACGCCGGGAUGCCGGGACUGAGCCAGACUGGUUUCCUGCCCAGCGAAAUGGGAAUCGCGAGUCCGAGCACGCUUUCCCCCACCGGAGUGAAGGGGGGGUCUCAGUAUUUUUCUUACCCCAACAAUCCUCGCAGGAGAGGUGCUGAGAGCAGCAUAGAUGGGCAGCCCAAAAAGGUUCGGAAGGUGCCUCCUGGACUCCCCUCCUCGGUGUAUCCAUCCAACUCAGGUGAUGACUACAGCAGGGAUCCGGCUGGAUACACCCCCUCGAAACCUCCCAGCACUGUGUACCCCGGAGCCUUCUAUAUGGCGGACGGGCUCCACAACUCGCCAGACCUGUGGAGCUCCCCCGGUGCCAUGAGCCAGUCCAGCUACGGGGCCAUGCUGGGCAGUUCCUCCUCCCCGCUCCCGCAGUCCGCCGGCUUCAACAGUUUACAUCAGCACGAACGCAUGAACUACCAGCUGCAUUCAGGAGAGGUGAACGGCGGGCUGCCCUCCGUGUCGGGCUUCUCCUCCGCCUCCACCCCGUACGGCGUCUCCAGCCACACGCCGCCGAUCAGCGGGACCGACACCAUGAUGGGUAACAGAGGAACCACGGCUGGGAGCUCGGGAGACGCCCUUGGGAAGGCACUAGCUUCAGUAAGAGCUGCUGCACAUCCCCGACUGUUCCCUGCCCCUGCAGACCUCCCUCUGCAACGAGGACCAUCUCGGCAGUGGGAAGAUGGACGCAUUUAUUCCCCAGAUCACUCUAGCAAUAACUUCUCGUCAAACCCCUCCACACCAGUCGGCUCCCCGCAGGGCCUUGCAGGCACAUCCCAGUGGUCUCGAGCGAGCGGACAGGGUGCCUUAUCUCCCAGCUACGAAGGGAGCCUCCACACUUUACAAAACAAAAUGGAAGACAGGUUGGACGAAGCCAUCCACGUGCUGAGGAAUCACGCCGUGGGCCAGACGGCCGCCAUGCCGAGCAACCACGGGGACAUGCACGGGCUGCUGGGCUCGGCGCCCGCACACAGUGCCACCGUGGGCAGCCUGGGCCAGGCCUUCCCCGCUUCUGUCAUGUCCCUGGGGGGCCGGCACCCGAGCCUGGUGGGAGGAGGUCACCCCGAAGACGGGCUGUCCAGCACCCCCAGCAUGCUCCACAACCAUGUCACACUUCCGUCACAGCCCAGCUCACUCCCCGACCUCAACAGGCAGCAGGACACGUACAGCGGCUUGUCGGGGGGGCUGGGGCGAAGCAGCGUCUCCUCAGGAACCAACGAAAUAAAGAGGGAAGAGAAGGAGGAUGAGGAGAACACAUCAGUGGCGGAUAACUCGGAAGAGGAGAAGAAGGAGCUGAAACCCUCCCGGAAUAGAACAAGGUGCUCUUUGAACAGUCAAGAUGAGGAUGAGGAGGACGAUCUUCUUCCCCCAGAGCAAAAAGCCGAGAGAGAGAGAGAAAGGAGGGUCGCCAAUAAUGCCCGUGAGCGCCUGCGGGUCCGUGACAUCAACGAGGCCUUUAAAGAGCUCGGACGCAUGUGCCAACUCCACCUAAACAGCGAAAAACCGCAGACCAAACUGCUAAUCCUCCACCAGGCCGUAUCAGUCAUACUGAACCUGGAGCAACAAGUUAGAGAGCGCAAUCUGAACCCCAAAGCGGCCUGCUUGAAGCGUCGGGAAGAGGAGAAAGUGUCCGGAGUGGUGGGAGACCCCCAGAUGACACUUUCAGCUUCUCAUCCUGGUCUCGGAGACGGUCACAACCCCGUUGGACACAUGUAAAGAUCGUUUCGUCCCCUCUGGACACGGAGACCCGGAGGAAGCAAACCCACGCUGUGACCCGCGACCUCCUGGCACCAUGAACUGUCGUACUGCUCAUACUGACACAGGCGGACGGAUCCUGGCGUGACGUAAGGGGUUGGAAAAAAAAAACAAAAAACAAAAAAAAACAAAAACACUCGGUCCGAAAACGAAAGCAAACAAAACAAAAAUUGCCUUAAGUCUAAAGCGCCGAACAGUCAAUACAUAUCACUCAGUUUAGGAGAGGGUGGCGUGUUCUCUUGGCUUGUUCACAAGCAGCCAGCAGCAAAAUUGUGCCUAAGCUUAACAUUUCUUUUUUUUUUUUUUUUUU
Molecule: messenger RNA, 3683 nt
Organism: Numida meleagris (helmeted guineafowl)
Lineage: Eukaryota; Metazoa; Chordata; Aves; Galliformes; Numididae
Gene: TCF3
Product: transcription factor 3
Exons: 16
Coding region: 1427-3334 (635 amino acids)
Biological process (GO): regulation of transcription by RNA polymerase II
Cellular component (GO): transcription regulator complex
Molecular function (GO): RNA polymerase II cis-regulatory region sequence-specific DNA binding; DNA-binding transcription factor activity, RNA polymerase II-specific; protein dimerization activity
Source: RefSeq, a predicted model, not a curated record